Messenger RNA from Komagataella phaffii GS115, 2385 nucleotides. RefSeq names its product DNA replication licensing factor. Gene Ontology annotation, cellular component: MCM complex; nucleus. Gene Ontology annotation, molecular function: ATP hydrolysis activity; single-stranded DNA helicase activity; single-stranded DNA binding. Gene Ontology annotation, biological process: double-strand break repair via break-induced replication; DNA strand elongation involved in DNA replication; DNA replication initiation. The record is from RefSeq and is a predicted model, not a curated record. NCBI's taxonomy places the organism in Eukaryota, Fungi, Ascomycota, Pichiomycetes, Pichiales, Pichiaceae. The coding region runs from base 1 to 2385 and encodes 794 amino acids. The transcript has a single exon.
AUGACAUCCGCUAUUCUCCCUUCGAUACAAUUGAGCAUCAACUACAAAGAGAUAAAAAGUAAAGUUAAAGAUUUCUUACUUCACUUCAAAGAAAAUUCAAGACAAAAUGAUGGUAACAACGCAGUAGAAUUACAACAACCUAUAAAUAUCGAUGACAACAAGAAUGCUGUGGGAUUAAAGUAUAUGAAUCUUCUUCAGGCAAUAGCCAAUAGGGAACUGGGCACUCUGUAUAUAGAUCUGGAUGACAUUCAAUUCUUCGAACAGACUCAAGGUUUUUUGAAUGACACAUCAUCUACGGGGGAAGAGGCAUUGUGCGAGAGAAUAGCAAAGAAUACUUAUCAUUUUAUUGAGCUCUUUAGCCAGGUAAUAGAUGAAAUCCUGCCAAAUCCUAAUGUGGACAUAAACUACAAGGAUGACGUGCUGGAUGUGAUACUACAUCAAAGAAAAUUAAGAAACUUGAGAAUUCAAGAAGAAGAACAACAAGAAAACUUUACUCUUUAUGACAGCACUUUACCUCAUCCAGAAUCCAACAGGAGAUCGCAAAAUUCCAACGAGGAGAUAAAUGCAUUUCCCGCUAAACUAAUUAGAAGAUAUUGCGUUUACUUCAGGCCCCUGUCGAACACUAAGGGGAAGAAGACACUUGCCGUCAGAGAAGUUAAGGGCGAUUAUUUGGGAACUCUGAUUACAGUGAGAGGAAUAAUCACCCGAGUUUCAGACGUUAAACCUGCUGUCCGUGUGAAUGCAUACACUUGUGACAGUUGUGGGUACGAGGUGUUUCAAGAAGUGACUACCAAAACAUUUACGCCACUAUCACAAUGUACGUCUCCACAAUGUAGUAACAACCAGAGCAAAGGCCAGUUAUUCAUGUCAACAAGAGCAUCUAAAUUUUCCGCAUUUCAAGAUGUAAAAAUUCAGGAGUUAUCCAACCAAGUUCCUGUGGGACAUAUUCCAAGAACAUUGAGCAUACAUGUCAACGGAGAUUUAGUUCGCUCAAUGAAUCCUGGUGAUAUAGUUGAUGUCUCGGGGAUAUUUUUACCGUCUCCGUAUACGGGGUUCAGAGCAUUGAAGGCAGGUCUUCUUACAGAAACAUAUUUAGAGGCACAAUCAAUCCGACAGCACAAAAACAAGUAUGGCAAGAAUAUCCUCACCUCAGAAGUAGAGACAAAGAUUCGAGAGAUACAGCAGGACGGAAACGUAUACAGUAGGCUAGCUUCUUCUAUUGCUCCUGAAAUUUUCGGACUCUUGGACGUCAAGAAGACCCUUCUGCUCCUACUCGUCGGAGGCGUUACAAAGGAGCUGGGUGAUGGUAUGAAAAUACGAGGGGAUAUUAAUGUCUGUUUGAUGGGUGAUCCUGGAGUCGCCAAGUCACAGUUGCUGAAAAGCAUAACACACAUCGCUCCGCGAGGGGUAUACACUACUGGUAAAGGUUCCUCUGGUGUGGGUUUAACUGCUGCAGUAAUGAGAGAUCCCAUCACAGACGAAAUGAUUCUUGAAGGAGGAGCUUUAGUUCUUGCAGACAACGGAAUAUGCUCCAUUGAUGAGUUUGAUAAGAUGGAUGAAAAUGAUAGAACCGCCAUUCAUGAAGUGAUGGAGCAGCAAACGAUUUCAAUUUCUAAAGCUGGUAUCACUACUACUCUUAAUGCAAGAACUUCUAUACUGGCUGCUGCAAACCCGCUUCACGGUAGAUAUAAUACUCGUAUCUCUCCCCAUGAGAAUAUCAACCUUCCUGCGGCACUCUUAUCAAGAUUUGAUGUCAUCUUCUUGCUACUAGAUAAACCGUCUCGAGAUGCGGAUGAAAGACUUGCUGAGCAUGUUGCAUAUGUUCACAUGCAUAAUAAACAUCCCGAAAUGGAGUUUGAGCCUUUGGACGCCAUUACCAUGAGACAAUAUAUCUCCAUGGCUAAGCAAUGCCGACCAGUUAUUUCCCAGCAGGUUUCAGAUUAUGUUGUCCAGUCGUACAUCAAGAUGAGAAAGGAAUCUAAAGAUACUGAUGGCUCAAAGAAACAGUUUUCGCAUGCAACUCCAAGAACACUUCUUGCCAUUCUGAGACUAUCUCAGGCCCUUGCAAGAAUUAGAUUUGAUUCUCUUGUCACUUUGGAGGACGUUGAUGAGGCUCUUAGGUUAAUUCAAGUGUCUAAGCAAUCACUGUAUGAUGAUGACACCGAAGUUGAAGAUUUCUCACCAACCACGAGAAUCUACCACUUCAUCAGAGGCGAGUUCCUAUCUAAUGGGAAAGAGCCUCUCGAUAUACUAGAUUUGAAAACUCGGUUAUUGAAUCGCAGCUUUACGGAAGUACAAAUCAAUCGCUGUAUCGACAAGUAUGAAGAUCUCAAUAUUUGGUGGCAAAUCAAUGGUGAAAAGCUGACACUGACGAAUAGAGACUAA